AUGUCCCAUGCACCAAAAAGAAGAAAACUGAGUUCAACUUCCACUACACCACUUGCUCAGACCUCGAAAGCUGAGGAAAGUAUUUCGACUAUGAGCACGCACACCCCAAUCGACCGCUCUGCAGAAAUUGCUUUGGCUAGUGGCUUCUACAAAUCCAAUUUCUUCAAAUUACAACUUGAUGAACUACUCGCAGACUUGAGGCCAAAUUAUGAUAGACAAGUCUCAAGACUACAGGAUACUCUGCACAAAUUGAAGGAGACCAUUGAACAGUUCCCCGAGAGACCUGCGAAAUCUCCCCUCGAAGCUGAAAAAGAGUUACGCAGUACCCAUGGCAUUGUUAUCCCUUAUCCCCAACCUCGCCCAGAUAAAGAGGCAAAAUACUCCGUUUCAUAUGUUAAACCGGCAAACAUCAACGUUGUAGGAAGUUUUGCGCUAAGGACGGGCGCAAAAACUUCCGACCCUUGCACUGUCGAUUUAGCAGUGACAAUGCCGAAGUCACUCUUCCAGGAAAAGGACUAUAUCAAUUAUAGGUUCUUUCACAAGAGGGCAUAUUAUAUUGCAUGCAUUGCAGCUGGAAUCAAGGCAGAGAGCCUUAAUUUUGAUAUUAAAUUUGGAUUACAAGAUGGGGAUGGCCUUCGACCUGUCAUCAUUUUGCAGCUCACAGAUACGGCGAGAGACACCAGAACCAGAAGGCUACAAAUCCGCAUUAUCACGGCGAUCGAAGAUACAUUGUUCCCUCUGGCCCGGACUCUGCCAAUGAAGAAUAAUCUGCGCCAGGGCUCGUUGGUAAUGACAGAGCAUAAAGAAUCAACUCCGUUUUACAAUGCAAGUCUUCGUUCUGAGGCUACCGUGGAAUUGUUUCAUAAGUCCCUGUACUCAGCUGUCCGGAGCUGUGAGUCUUUUAGAGAUGGCUGCAUCCUUGGUCGAACUUGGCUCCGACAACGAGGAUUUGGUUCUCCGUUUCAGGCUGGCGGUUUUGGAGGGUUUGAGUGGACAGCGCUCAUGUCUAUUUUGUUUGAGAGCGGAGGACCCAAUGGAAAACCGGUCCUUCUCAAAUCAUACAGCAGCUAUCAGCUAUUCAAGGCAACCAUCCAAUUUCUUGCGGGAAGAGAUCUGACGAGGCCAUUGGUUCUAUUCUGUGACGACAUUCCGUUCCCUAGUGGGGCGCCGGUGCUAUACGAUGGCGUGAAAGGGCUGAAUAUUCUGUUCAGAAUGACCCCUUGGUCGUAUGCUUUUCUUCGUCGUGAAGCGAGCAAUACCCUUAAGAUGCUAAAUGCGUCCCGUGAUGACAAUUUUGAGAGAAUUUUUAUUACCAAAGUGAACGAACCUUUACUUCGGUUUGAUCGCAUUGCCACCCUUUCGUUGACUGAUAGCAGCAAUGCUCUUGAGACUUUAAGUAAUCAAUAUGCUGUCUAUGAAGUGCUGACGAAGGCGCUGACGGAUAGGGCCGAGCUCAUAUAUCUUUUUGGGGAUUGUGUUGAGCCUUGGUCUAUGGAGAGAAAAAUUUCACAGAAGGCAGCAAAAUUAAACCUUCACGUUGGAUUGUUAUUGAAUGCCGAAAACGUAAACCGUGUUGUUGAUUAUGGCCCCUUAGCGGAGCAAAAAAAAGAAGCGGCAUCGUUUCGGUCCUUCUGGGGUGAAAAGGCCGAGCUGCGACGCUUCAGAGAUGGAAGCAUUCGAGAAAGUUUGGUUUGGUCUGACCAACCAACUUCGUCAUCUAUAGUGCAUCAGAUUCUUGUGUAUAUUUUGAAACGCCAUUUUAAUUGUCUCGAAAAUGGUUUCAGAUAUGUCGGUGAUGACUAUGAUGAGAAGCUUCGCAGCAAUGGCGAUGAAAUAUUAUACUAUUCUAGCCCUGCAUUCCAGCAAGUUGCCGAUGCUUUCAGUUCGUUGGAGAAAUCUAUUCAUAGCUUGGAUGAUAUUCCCCUGACUGUUAGACACCUAGCAUCGGCUAGCCCAUAUCUUCGCUACACAGCCCUUCGAGUUCAAGCUGCUUCUGGUGCUAUACGAGGACCGGUGGAUGUCGUUCUCCAGUUUGAAAGCUCUGCACGGUGGCCCGAUGACCUUGUGGCCGUUCAAAUGACAAAAGUCGCUUUUCUCAUCAAAAUAGGUGACUCUUUGGAGUCAUCUGGAAUCGCAUCGUCAUGUAGGGUGGGGCUCGAGAAUGAGUCAAGUACAAUUCUGAACAAUGCUUUUCUACAAGUUUUUCAUGUAUCAGGGGUGGUCUUUCACCUACGAAUUCAUCAUGACCGGGAGCAGACUUUGCUUGAACGGCAGUUAAGGGGGAAAGGGUCUCUUCCGCAAGCAAAAAAACAAGAAAUUGCUUAUGCUUUGUCUGUGUACAAGAAGCUAUUCGUUCACUCUCCUCGUUUGACACAAGCAAUCCGUGCCUUGUGCACGCGCUUUGCUUUGCUGUCGCCUACAAUUCGCCUCCUCAAACAUUGGUUUAAUUGCCAUCUUUUGACAGGCCAUUUCAAUGAAGAACUUAUAGAGCUACUUGCUGUCCAGACAUUUAUUCAACCAUUCCCUUGGGAAACUCCAUCGAGUGUUAUGGCCGGUUUUCUGAGAACCCUUCAUCUGAUCUCGCGGUGGGAUUGGCAACAAGAACCAUUGAUGGUUGACCUAGGUGGCGAUCUGGAUCAUGAUGCUAUUGAAGUAAUUCGUACUCGAUUUUCUGCCUGGCGAAAUGUGGACCCAGCAAUGAAUGCAGUUUCCUUAUUCGUGGCGUCUGACAUUGAUCCAGACGGCGGAACUUGGACUCAGCACGAGAUGCCCCCCAAAGUCGUGGCUGCCAGAAUGUCAACAUUAGCUAACGCUGCAGUGAAAUUUCUACGGGAGAAGGGUCUUUCUCUCAAUAUACAAGACCUUUUCUAUACGUCUCUGGCGCCUUAUGAUUUUAUCAUCAACCUACGACCAGAGAUUAUCCGUGAUCAUUCAGCAUUGUUGACUAAGUACAAGAACAUUCAACAUGAGGAUAGCGCUCCACAUGGUGAUCGCAAACUCAGAGCCGUUGAAUCUUUCGUACGUGACCUACAGUCAUGUUACAGCCCAAAUCUACACUUAUUCUACGGAGGCGAUCAAGGUGAUGUUAUUGCAGGGCUUUGGAAUCCGCACACAUUGAAACCCAAGAGUUGGAACCUAAAGAUGGCGUACUCGACAUCUCCGACUGGGUUGGGUGACAUUGAAAACAGGGACCACGAAGUUGUGCUCAACCGUAGAUCUAUCUUGAAUGAGAUCUCCAGAUUGGGCGACUCUAUGGUUGAAAGCGUUGAAGUUAUCAACGGAGAAAAAGACUUGGGUUAA
Molecule: messenger RNA, 3300 nt
Organism: Aspergillus tanneri
Lineage: Eukaryota; Fungi; Ascomycota; Eurotiomycetes; Eurotiales; Aspergillaceae
Product: rRNA-processing protein UTP22
Exons: 1
Coding region: 1-3300 (1099 amino acids)
Biological process (GO): rRNA processing; tRNA export from nucleus
Cellular component (GO): small-subunit processome; UTP-C complex; CURI complex
Source: RefSeq, a predicted model, not a curated record